AUAUUCUCCUAUGGUAUGCCACUAUGUAAAGCCCUAUAAAUAAAAGCUCUCUAGCUUAGCUAGGGUUUAGGGUUAUUGCUGAUAGGCGCCAGAAGAGAAAGAGAUAAUAAAGGCAUUCUCACAAUCAAUCCUUUUUCUUUUUUCUGAUUCCUCCCCCCUCACUUUUUUUUGGGGGGGGGAUUUUGAUGAGAGUGAGGAGAUCAAACAUAAACCCAAAAUUCCCACACCCAUUUCAGCUCUUCAUCUGAAGAAAGUUAGGGUUUUUUUCCUUUCUUCUUCUAAUUAAGGGGUGAUUAUAUAUGAUGAAGAAAAGACAAGUUGUAGUAAAAAGAUCAGAGGGAUCAUCGAAUAGAAACAGCAGCAGUACUUCAUCUUCAGUGGUGAGAAGUGUGGUGAGAUAUGGGGAGUGCCAGAAGAAUCAUGCGGCCAAUAUUGGAGGAUAUGCUGUGGAUGGUUGCAGAGAAUUCUUGGCCACUGGAGAAGAAGGCUCUAAUGGAGCUCUUACUUGUGCUGCUUGUGGCUGCCACAGGAAUUUCCAUAGAAGAGAAGUUGAAUCUGAAGUGGUUUUUGGCCGUGCUGUAUUGUCCAGAAGAACUAAUUUCUUCAGACUAUUUGUUUGUAUUUUUUAGUUCAAACAAGAUCAAGGAAAUUUGAACCUCCCCUUUUUAAUGCUUCACUUAUUACAUUGAAAACUCUUCAGUGAUAUUGGUUUUGUAAUCUCUCACACCAAUUACCAAAUAUGGGAAAUUGGCUCUCUUUGUUUGUGCAAUGCAUCAAAUUUAGUAGCUUAAGGAGAUCACUGAAUUUUGUUGAUAAUUUUGAUCUUAAACUUUGAUUUUAGCAUCAUCAACUCAUGGUGAAGCAAUGGUUCUUUUCCCGUUAAUAUGAAAUAUGAAGAUGUCCAUCCAUCCAUCAUUCUAAAGCUUAGAGAAAACUUAACAAUUUCAGCUUA
This is a messenger RNA of Momordica charantia (bitter melon), 952 nucleotides long. It is a transcript of the gene MIF1, whose product is annotated as mini zinc finger 1. Gene Ontology annotation, biological process: regulation of developmental process; regulation of DNA-templated transcription. Gene Ontology annotation, cellular component: nucleus. Lineage: Eukaryota; Viridiplantae; Streptophyta; Magnoliopsida; Cucurbitales; Cucurbitaceae. The record is from RefSeq and is a predicted model, not a curated record. Gene Ontology annotation, molecular function: transcription cis-regulatory region binding; DNA-binding transcription factor activity.